AAUAUAUUUAUUGAUAUAUUGAAUAAUACACAAUAUUCAAUAUAAUGUAUCUGUAUUUAUAUAAAUCGAAAUUAAUUUCAAUAAUAUUUUCUAUUAAUAAAUCAGCCGAUGAGAAAGUUCAAUCAUUGUUGGCAAUAUCCACUAGGUAAAGUAUCCAUAAUUUUGUGUCUACGCGCAUAAACGCUCAAAUAAGCAAAGUGAGCAUGCGUAACUGAAAGCGCAAAAACUGAAUUGAAAAGUAAACAAACUCUUCUAUUAUUUGAUAGUUUAUAUUCAAAUAUAAUUAGUAAUAUAUAUAUAUAUAUAUACAUAUAUAUAUAUAUAUGUAUAUGUAUGUAUAGUAAUAUUGUGACGUAGCAAUUUAACGAAAAUAAAGAUACGUUACAGAGUUAAGUACGAUGAAAGUGAAAAGGCGAUAAGUACAUAGAAGAACGUUAUGCCAUAAAUAUUAAAAUUCUUUUAAAAUUGAAUAAAUCUUUUCUAAUUUGAAUUAAGUUCUACGCAAAAGGGUGUGGGGUUUUAUAAAGAAAUUAAUUUAUAUUAUAUAAGAUUCUUCUUCAUUUCUACGUACGGUUUGUUGCUGUGUAUUAUGCAUAAGACCAAUUAAAAAAAUUAGUUGAUAUAAACGAUGGAUAAAUAUACCAAACUGAAUACCACUUCUUUAUCUCAUAUAUGGAAAAUAACUUCUGUUGAAUAUUUUUUCAAUUUAUCAGAACGAUUAUUAUCGCCUAUAUUUACACAAAAGUAUAAAAAAAUACAUAUUUGUUAUCAAAUAAGUUUACAAAGUAUUCUGGACUUUUAUCACUGUCCAAAAUGUUUUAAAAUUACUUGUAAGGACAUACAAAUUGGUCUAUUAUUUUCUAAAUAUUCACCACCUGAUAUAGUUUUGAAUGUCAAAUACAAAAUAAGAGGAUCCAAAAAGAAAGUAACUGUAUCGGAUGUCAUUACAAACAAACUAUUUGGAUUACAAACAUUUAACAUUUGUAAAAAUUGUGAAACAGACAUAAAUUUGAAAUGUUCGAUAAGUUAUAGCACACUUUCAGCAAAAUUCGUUUAUGAAUCGACUCCUGAUAGAUAUGUUCUUUUAAAGUCAUGGGAAGAAAAUGUAACUGAGUAUUUAGAUAUUAUGUAUAAAACUGGCAUAUUCAGUGACAUGACUAUUUAUGUUAAAGACAAACCAUUUAUGAUACAUACUCCGAUAUUGUGUUAUUAUCCUUAUUUUAAGUCAUUAAUAAUUAAAGCCAAGAAUGAAAAUAGUAACAGGAUAGAUAUAUAUGAUGUAAAUCCAGAUCUAUUUGAUCAUAUGUUAUGCUACAUUUAUACAGCGAAUGAGAAUACCUUAGACUCUUAUGCGCGUGAACUUUUGCCAAUAGCUAAUAAAUUUGGUGUAACUAAUUUGGAAGAGAAUUGCAUAAAGAUAUUGCAAACGAAAAUGAAUGUAGAUAAUGUCAUUGAUACUUUGAUUGUGGCAAACGAAAUAAAUUCAGAUCAUUUAGUCGCAGAUGCUAUAAAGUUUAUAGUAAAUUUUGCAAAUGAUAUCAAGCAAACAGAGAACUAUGAAAAUUUAAAACGAUUUUAUCCAGAUUUAAUGAUAGAACUUUUAAAUUUCCUUAUGACUAAAUAAUUAUUUUCUAUUUUAUUAAACGAAGUACACCGUCU
Vespa velutina is the source of this 1659-nucleotide messenger RNA. Its product is annotated as speckle-type POZ protein B-like. Bases 629 to 1624 code for a protein of 331 amino acids. Gene Ontology annotation, cellular component: cytoplasm. Gene Ontology annotation, molecular function: ubiquitin protein ligase binding. Gene Ontology annotation, biological process: regulation of proteolysis; proteasome-mediated ubiquitin-dependent protein catabolic process. The transcript is spliced from 2 exons. Lineage: Eukaryota; Metazoa; Arthropoda; Insecta; Hymenoptera; Vespidae. The record is from RefSeq and is a predicted model, not a curated record.